AUAUAGUGAAUGCAGGGUCCGGGGAGACCAGAUAUAGUGAAUGCAGGGUCCGGGGAGACCAGAUAUAGUGAAUGCAGGGUUCAGGGAGACCAGAUAUAGUGAAUGCAGGGUCCGGGGAGACCGGAUAUAGUGAAUGCAGGGUCCUGGGAGACCGGAUAUAGUGAAUGCAGGGUCCUGGGAGACCAGAUAUAGUGAAUGCAGGGUCCUGGGAAACCAGAUAUAGUGAAUGCAGGGUCCGGGGAGACCAGAUAUAGUGAAUGCAGGGUCCAGGGAGACCAGAUAUAGUGAAUGGAGGGGUCCGGGGAGACCAGAUAUAGUGAAUGCAGGGUCCGAGGAGACCGGAUAUAGUGAAUGCAGGGUCCGGGGGAAACCAGAUAUAAUGAAUGCAGGGUCCGAGGAGACCGGAUAUAGUGAAUGCAGGGUCCGGGGAAAUCGGAUAUAGUGAAUGCAGGGUCCUGGGAGAGCUGAUAUAAUGAAUGCAGGGACCAGGGAGACCGGAUAUAGUGAAUGUAGGGUCCGGGGAAAUCGGAUAUAGUGAAU
Messenger RNA from Staurois parvus, 540 nucleotides. NCBI's taxonomy places the organism in Eukaryota, Metazoa, Chordata, Amphibia, Anura, Ranidae. The record is from the annotation of a GenBank genome assembly.